ACCGCAAGCUAAGAUUACACAUUGUAGUUCCGACGCUUUCACAGGCGUUUUGCCCGACUUGCUGUAAGAGCAGGAAGAAGAAAGCUUUACCAUAACUUCUUAACCUGGACAGGAAGGACGUAGACUCAGUGUUCAGUGUUCACCUGUCCCACCUAUGAAGGUGACUCUGCUCUGCCAGACUCUUGCGUAACCAUAAUAUUGCAAUAGCUGAUUUCCGGGUAAGGACUUGAAAAGAUAUGAUUUGAAAACAAGGACAUGGAAUUAAGUGUUUUAAACCAAUCCGACAACAAUAACGACAAAGACGAAAGUAGAAUUGAGGUUUGCCCAGGUAAUGGAAGCUGCUCUGACCACAACAUGCAGAAUGCCACAGAAGACAUUGGGUUACUGUCAGAUGCACAGGGUGCUGAGAGAAAUGGUGCUCACUAUAUUGUGAGGAAUCUCCCAGAUGACUCAUCAGGGCAAUCUUCUGAUAAGCCCCUGGGAAAUCUUGGCAGAUUGAAAAAUGAGCUGAGGGAACCAGUCUGUUGGAAGCUUAAAGUGUGGAUGCUCAUUCUAAUCAUCUUCACUGUAAUCAUCCUUGCCAUCUUCCUGUCUAUUUAUUUCUGCUCAGUUCCUCAAAAGGAUGUGGAUGACGAAUACAACAUUAAAGAAUUUAUCAUACCACGCUUCUUUAGAGGGAAUUUUACACUUCUUAACAAGCACUCAACACUAGAUGCAGAAGCACAGUCUGAGCUUGAACAAAAGCUGACUCAUAUCUACACAUCCUCUUAUGCCCUGGGCCGGUACUUCUCCAUUGCUCAAGUUAACCCACUGAGAAACAGCAAUUUUAGUGUUGAGUACAACCUGACAUUUAUGAUGCCUACAGAGCACCAGCAGAUUAUAGAAUACACUUUGAGCAAAGAGAUGGUGUACAGUGUGCUUCUGCAACAGCUGUCUGACGUGGAUCCUGGGUUGGACCCACUUUAUAUCGAUCCGACUUCACUUAUGAUGGAAGUUGGGAGUUAAAUGAGCUGAAUUAAAGCCACAAAGUGCAAAUUUUGACAUGCUGAAUAUGACGACACGACGACACCUUCAGUACGGUCUUGAGAUUCUGCAUGUGCCUGUCCUUACACUGGAUCCACUGUUUUAAGAUAUGUUAUUGAAGCCACUUAAAUUUAAUAAGGACACGCUCCUCAAACAGGUACAUGCACAAGACCACAUAACUGAUGGUCUUGUCAGGUAUUAGAAAAGGAAGUCUGUUCAAGGUUUAUAUUUACCUUUUAUAUUUUAUAUAUUAUAUAUCUUAUCAGACACAUAUUGUGAUUAUCUUUUGGGACUGGAACUCUGGAUCUAAAGUCAACUAACAUUUCCACCCUGUUCUUUUUUUAUUACACGGUUUUGACCUGUCCAUAUUGAGACACUUUUGUAUCUGUAGCAUGUCGUGUUUGUUAAGGUGUCACAAGGGGGCGCUAUUUCUUCAUAUGACACCGUCAGUUUCAACAGCCUUUUCGAGCUCCCUGUAAACGCAUUAAUUUAUUAUUAUAUAUUAUAAUAUAUUUUGGCAGGUGUGUUUGGACUGGAUAUAUUUUGUUUUUCUUUUGCAAUGUGUGAAAAUGGCAGUUAUACAUUUUUGAGGGAUUUGUAUGUUUGUACAAAACAUAAAAUUAAAUAGUAGAUAUUUUACAAGCAUGUAGCUUAUUACGUUUUAAUUCCCCCAAAAGAUAAUAGUGAGCUGUAAAAGUAGCGGAGGAUAUAAUGAGGGUCAACAAAAGUAUUACAGUGCAUAUUGCUCCCCACAAAAGAAUAAGAUCAUUUUAAUCAGAUUUCCUGGGAUUCGUUGCAUAAAACUACUCAGAAAAUGUAAAUUAGCCUUUGCUUUUAAUUGUAUUAAAUAGUACUUGGGGUCAACCAUCCAGUGUGAAAAUGAGGUGAAGAGGCGAGUACAGGUGUGUUAGAGUGGGUGGAGAAAAGAGAGUGAGUGUUGUGUGACAGAAGAGUGUCAGAGAGAAUCAAAGGAAAGGUAUACAAGACAGAAGUGAGAGCAGCUUUGCUGUAUGGGUUAGAGACUGUAGCAGUGAGGAAAAGACAUGAGGCAGAGAUGGAGGUAGCAGAGAUGAGGAUGUUGAGGUUCUCUUUAGGAAUGAUGAGGAUGGACAGGAUUAGGAACGAGCACAUCAGUGGGAUAGCUCAGGUUGGCUGUGUCGGGGACAAGGUCAGAGAGGAUAGAUUGAGACGGUUUGGAAAGAAGAGGGAGAGUGAUUAUAUUGGUAGAAGGAUGUUGGAGAUGGAGCUGCCAGGUAAGUGGUCAAGAGGAAGGUUAAGAGGAGAUAUAUGUAUGUGUUAAAAGAGGACAUGAAGGUAAUUCUUGCGAGAGUAGAGGAUGCUGAGGAUAGAAUUAGGUGGAAAGAGAUGAUUCUGUGGUGACCCCUAAAGGGAAAAGUAGAAAAAGAAGAUUGCUUUUAAAUUACCAGUUAAAAUCCCAUAACAAAAUGUCACUCAUACAUUGUGAGCAAAAUCAGUUGUGGUGUUUGUGCAACAUUUCUCUUUGUAAUACUCAUUAUCCAGAGAUGGAACAUGAUUAACUCCAAUCGUUUAUUUUGAUGCCCAGUGUGUGAUGAUUCAGGCAGGCAGGAUAUAAGCAGGAUAUUUUUUUUAUUAACUUUAUGUACUUACAGCUUCAGAGUAAUUCUAAAGACUCAAAGCUCUGAUGCUAAACAUGUCCUGAAUAACUGAAUAAUUGUGAGAGAAGGAGAACACUGUACACAAUUAAUUUUUGGUUGAUCUGCUGAUGCGUCAUGACCCUGGUGCAUCUUUUCCUAACUCUGCACCUGGAAAAUCGCAGCAUUGAAUAUAUUUGUGUAUUAGAAGUGUAUCCUAGCUAAAAUGUUUUGUCUUGCUUAAGGCAGAGUAAAUCUAGUUUCUAAUGAAGCUCUUAACAAGAUCACCACUGAACUCAAGCUGUUACUUUCAUCAUACAGCAGUGACUACAUUUGGAGCAUGUGACCAAGGAGUUCUGAUGUAUUCAGUUUCAUAUCAAUUUUUUGGCUUUAUUCUGUUCAUUGGCUGUCCCUUGUUAUAAAACAAUGACGUUAAAUAGAAAAAAAAACAUUUUUUUUUGCCAUAAAGCCUGUUUAUUUUAUUACUUUCACUGAUUUAAAACUUGAUUGAUGAUUCUCUCUCUCUCUCACACACACACACACACACACACACAACACACACGCACACAAUUUGUUUUACUAUCCUUGUGAGGACUUUAUCAUAACAUGGCAUUAUUAUUAUUAUUAUUAUUUAUUAUUAUUAUUAUUAUUAUUAUUAUUAUUAUUUAUUAUUAUUAUUGUUGUUGUUUUUCAUUCAUUCAUUUAAUGAACAAAAGGCACCUUUUAAUGAUUUCUGUCAUUUUUGUCAAACGUCGAUAGGACUUGCACUAUAUAAAAACAUAACCUCACAUAACACCCAAUACACACACAUCGAAUACUGUUAAAAGAAAAACAAAAACAAACUCUGAUUACAUUAGCAUAUAUUUAGCAGGUUAAUUGUUAAUAUCCUUCACACAGUGUGUCAGCAUGACCAAAACCUUCUGAGAAACGCUGUUCAGUGUCGGGUUCAGAGUCAGUCAUUAAUCAACCCACCUCUUAGUGAACUUUAAUGCCUCACUAGUGACUCGCAUUGUGAGCACCAGAUUUUCCACUGCAUGCCUAGAGGUCUACUUUUCUGUUUGUGGUUUUGAAUAAAAAUGUAUGGUUGGAUUAAUAUGUGAAAUAAUA
Molecule: messenger RNA, 3743 nt
Organism: Tachysurus vachellii
Lineage: Eukaryota; Metazoa; Chordata; Actinopteri; Siluriformes; Bagridae
Exons: 8
Coding region: 256-1005 (249 amino acids)
Source: RefSeq, a predicted model, not a curated record